This is a messenger RNA of Penicillium canariense, 1620 nucleotides long. RefSeq names its product MFS transporter. The transcript has 2 exons. Gene Ontology annotation, cellular component: membrane. Gene Ontology annotation, biological process: transmembrane transport. The record is from RefSeq and is a predicted model, not a curated record. Gene Ontology annotation, molecular function: transmembrane transporter activity. Bases 1 to 1620 code for a protein of 539 amino acids. NCBI's taxonomy places the organism in Eukaryota, Fungi, Ascomycota, Eurotiomycetes, Eurotiales, Aspergillaceae.
AUGGUGUCCGCCGACUGUGUCCCCUCGGAGGCGACGAUUGCAGAGUCCGUCGCUGUGGGCAACAAGCCCGCGGCCGAUGAGAAAACGGGUAUCCGGCCAGGGUCAAGCGAAAUCGGGAGCGAUGCGUAUGCCGAUGCUGAGGACGUCGAAGCCGCCAUCCAGCGGGCCAUCUCGACAAAGCGCUACCCGGAAACUGACCUCGACCAAGGCAUCGUGGGUUGGGACGGGCAGAAUGACCCCGAGAACCCGCAGAACUUUGCCAUGAGUCGGAAAUGGGGGCUGUUGGCUUUGAUGAGCGCCAUGACAUUUGUGUCACCCCUGGCAUCGAGCAUGUUCGCGCCCGCUGUUGGCUACGCGGCCGAGGACUUGCAUGUCACCAAUGAAACCGUUCUCUCCCUCAGCGUCAGCAUCUUCUUGAUCGGCUACACGGUCGGACCCCUCAUCCUCGCCCCCAUGAGCGAGAUCUAUGGCCGCCGCAUCGUGCUCAGCUGUGCAAAUUGGUUCUUCGUGCUGUGGCAGAUUGGCUGUGCCAAAGCCCCGAACGUGGCGACUCUGAUUGUAUGCCGUAUGUUCUCGGGCAUGGGCGGCUCGGGCUGUAUGACUAUCGGCGCUGGUCUCAUUGCCGACCUGUUCCCCAUUGAACAGCGAGGCAUGGCCACGGCCCUGUGGAGUAUGGGUCCCUUGAUCGGCCCAGUGGCGGGCCCUAUUGCGGGUGGCUUCAUGGGCGAGACGGUCGGCUGGCGCUGGGUGUUCUGGGUGCUCAUGAUUGUUGCGGGCGUGGUGUCAUUCGGCAUUGAGAUCUUGAAUCGCGAGACGUAUGCUGCUGUGCUGAUCCGCCGCAAGACGCAACGCCUGGCCAGGGAAUUGGGGCGCAAUGACUUGCGCAGCGCCUACGAACCAAGCGUGGAGCGCGUGUCGGUCGCCUCGACCCUGAAAAUGGGAUUGCAGCGCCCCAUCCUCCUCUUCAUCAAGACCCCCAUCGUCCUCCUCCUGGCCCUGUACAUGGCCGUCGUCUACGGUCUGCUGUACCUCUUCUUCACCACCAUCCCGGCCGUCUUUAAGAACCAGUACGGCUUCUCCACUGGCUUGUCGGGCUUGGCCUAUAUGGGCAUCGGGCUCGGCUUCAUGUUGGGACUGGGCACGAUCGCCAUGACCAGCGACCGCGUCGUCGUGAAGCUGACCCAGCGCAACGGCGGCAAAUUCGAGCCGGAGAUGCGUCUGCCGGCGAUGAUCUUCUAUGCCUGCUUCCUGCCCAUCAGUUUCUUCUGGUACGGCUGGACCGUUGACAAAAACGUGCACUGGAUCGCCCCCAUUAUCGGUAUGAUGCCCUUUGGCUUUGGCAUGAUGGGCAUUUAUCUCCCCAUCCAAACCUACGUCAUCGACUGUUACCCCAGCUAUGCCGCGUCGGCGAACGCGACGCUCACCACCAGUCGAUCGUUGGUGGGCGCGUUGCUGCCCUUGGCCGGGCCGGCGCUGUUCGAUUCGCUUGGUCUGGGCUGGGGGAACUCGCUGCUCGGCUUCCUCGCGCUGGCCUUCAUCCCAAUCCCGAUUCUGUUCUCACGGUAUGGCCAGCGCAUUCGGGAGAAGUUCCCGGUGGACCUGGAGGGCCACAAGGGGUAA